This is a messenger RNA of Pantherophis guttatus, 4809 nucleotides long. It is a transcript of the gene ANKRD31, whose product is annotated as ankyrin repeat domain 31. The record is from RefSeq and is a predicted model, not a curated record. NCBI's taxonomy places the organism in Eukaryota, Metazoa, Chordata, Lepidosauria, Squamata, Colubridae. Gene Ontology annotation, molecular function: protein binding.
AUAUACAACAGAUGGGAGUGUGGGGAACAGCUAUAAUGGAAGGGGGCGAAGUCUCCGAUACAGACAGCGAUGAGACGAUAGUUGAGGGGUCCGUGGUUGAGAGUGACCUGGAAGAAAAAGAGCUUCGUGCAAAAAGAUUCUCUUUAGUGGAUAAAGACCUGGUAUUAGCAAGAGAAACCAGCAUUACUUCAGAAUUAGCUAAUACAUAUGGAGAAAAGCUUUCCCCAAAUAUUCCAUUUAAUAGCAUCAAAUUCCACAUCCAGAAGCAACUGGGACUAUUUAAUCUGCCAUAUCAAGAGAUUAAUGAAAAGGAAGAAUCUCAAUCUCUGCUCCCGAUUGAAUUAAGCAAUGCUGUCAAUGCCACAAAUAUUGGUCAGUUUGAUUGUGUAUCAGCAGCAACUGUUCAUGGAGAAUAUAAAUGCAUUGGUUUAGAAUCUAAAAUGCCCAGAGUUCCUGAGAUGUCACACCAAAAUGAUGAUUCUCUUGAAGAAAGUCUUCUCUCAAAUAUGAAUGUAGUAAAGCCAUUCUCAAAUGAUGUGCCAAAAUACCCAGAAACAUCAAUGGCUUUCCAAAGUGUUGGAAUGAUCAGUGGCAAGAGUGAUGCAGCAGAUAAUGGUCAAUUUCAUGAAGCAAUAGCAUCUAAUGAGACAAUAAAUAGUAUGGCAACUAAAAUGUUUGGAGUGAAACAUGUAAUAAAACCACUUGAUGAAUUUGAAACCAACCAAAUGUCUGACAUGUUAGAGUAUCAGAAUAAUAAUUUUUCUAUAGAUACAACUGUAAAUGAGGAGAGUAAUACUUUGCCAGAAGAACUUCUCACAGCUCUAAACGCCUUGACAGAAUCUAUAGUAGCAGUAGAAGACAGAACUGGAUCAAGCACAACAGAGAAGCAGCUAACACCCGAACAGACAGAUGAUGAUGCCACAGAAAUAAUAGAAACAGAUUUGAAAUCUCAUUCACAAUGCCAUGAAGAACCAGAAGCUUUAAUGAUAGCCAAGAUGUCAUGCACUUCAGGCGAACACAUUGAUUAUGAACAAUGUAUGCAUCGAUUGUGUCAUCCAGAUCCUCAAAAAACUGAUUGUUCUGACAGACCAUCUAAAAAAGGAAAAUCCAGUUUAAAAGACAUUCAUUCAUGUGAGCAUCUCUCUGAAGGAACUUCAUAUACAUUAAAGAAAUCAGACCACCAAAGAAAGAGUGUUGUUAUAAAUGAUAUACAUGCUACUUCUGAGUGCCAACCAUUUUUAGAAGGAACGCAUCAGAAGAUGCACAGAUUUAAUGAUAAAGAAAAUGAAUCUUUGCAACUGGGAAUUUGCACAUACCAUUGCUCAUCUUCAGAUGUAAAUACCAAAAUUGAGCAAGUGAGGAAGAGCCAGAGGAUUGCCAAGAAAACCAGAAAGCAGACCAUUUUUAAUUGUUACUCCAAUGAUUCCUCAGGUAAUUACAUUUCACUGUCUGUAAUCAACAGAAGAGAUGGUUUUGGUCAGACAUUGUUGCAUAGAGCUGCUACAGAAGAUGACCUAGAUGGUGUAUGUGCAAUGAUAAAAGCUGGUGCAAAUGUUAAUGCCCAGGACUAUGCAGGUUGGACCCCGUUACAUGAGUCCAGUUUGGCCGGUUGCUUUGAAAUAUCAAAUGAACUUUUAAAAGCAGGAGCUGAUGUUAAUUGUAAAGGAUAUGAGCAAGUAACACCACUACAUGAUGCUGUUAAAGAAGGUCAUCACAAGGUGGCAGAAUUAUUGCUUUGGUAUGGAGCUGACCCACUCUUCAAGAAUGAAAGAGGAAAAAAUGCUUUAGAAGAAGCUACUGACAAGCAUAUGAGGAAACUUGUGGAAAGUUAUAUAGAUCAUUCUGGUAAAAGAUCAAAAUCAGAGAAUCUGGAAAUAUGUUACAAUAUGGCAAAAGAAAAAGAAAAUUAUACAUCAGAUGUACCUUUCCAAUCAGUUGCAUUAAAAACGGUCCAGACGAAGUAUAAUGGAAAUUGUCAAUAUGUCGAUUUGGGUUCUGGCAGUAAGUUGAAGAAUGUUUCUUCAAGUUAUAUACAAUUCAGUCAAAUUGAAGAACAACAAAUACCGCAAAUUCUAGAUUCUUCACAACCUAGGAAAAAGACUAAAACAAUUACUAGUCAUCUGAAAAGUACUACAACUACUACAAUAAACAAGAGAAAUGCUAAAGGAGAAACUCAUUUGCAUUUAGCUUGCAAAAAAGGAAAUUUUUCUUUAGUGAAAUCUUUGAUAGCAUCUGGAGCAUGUGUAAAUCAAAAAGAUAAUGCAGGUUGGACCCCAAUUCAUGAAGCUUCUAACAGGGGAUUUACUGAGAUUAUUGCAGAAUUACUAAAAUCCGGUGCUGAUGUAAACAGUAAAAGCUUGGAUGGUGUUUUGCCCAUUCAUGAUGCCGUUUCAGGCAACCAUUUUGAGGCAGUACAGUUGCUGUUGCUCCAUGGUGCAAACCCCAACGAAAGAAACAACAAUGGGGAAAAUGCCCUAGAUGAAGCUACUUGUGACCAAAUUAAAGAGCUUCUUAAGUCUUAUGGUGCUACUGAAGUUAAAGAGACUGUUUUGAUGGCUCAUGAUGCUGGAAAAAAAGAGCUGCGCAGAUCAAGGCUUAGGAGAAAAUCUAUUUGUUAUGGUUGCCAGGAAAAGGAGGAUCUGGUUUUACAGUCCAGUUUAGCCAGACAAAAAUAUACCACACGUGAAUUAAUCAACAAAGCAUUGCUGGACAUAGAAAAUAAGCAGGAGAGAUUGUUGCUGUUUGAAUUAAAAUACCAAAGAGAUGCAGAUCUGUACAUCCAACACUUUUCUGAGAUACAGGACUCUUUGAAUACUAUACUUGUCAGACAGAAAUCUGAACGAGAUGAGCUUGCUAAGAAAUAUAGAGCUUCUGUGGAAUCUUUUAAACAGGGAGUGCUGAGAGAAAAGCUAGUAAACCUUGCAGCCCGACAAAAGAACCUUUUGCUCAUGGCACGAAAACAGAAAGAAUUAUGGGAAAAAAUACAGAAUUUUAAAAAUGCAAAAAAAGAGGCUUUAACCUUAGCAGAUCAAGUCCCAGACACACUUGAUUCUUAUGAAAACACCAAUACAAAAAACAGAAUUUCUGGUGAAACAGUUCCAUGUCCUAACAUAAUUAUGGACCAUGAGAGCAUCUGGGGGAUGGAAAAUAGCUCUUUAAAUCAAGACCAUCCAAACAUAUUUCAAGAUACAUCAGGAGAAAAUGGAGAAAUUAAUAGUCAGAAGAAAGAUGGUCUACAGCUUUUGGUAUUUGAAAAUAAUGUGAAGAAAUAUAACACUACAGAAGUAACAAAUUUAGAGUCCUCGGAUGCUACAGAUUCAGCAACAUUGCUUCUAAACUCUGUCAUCUGUUCUACUCAACAAUUAAAAGAAAUUGAUUGUAUAUUGGUGAUACCACAAGAAACCCAGAACCUAAGUGCCACAUCAACAACUGGUAGUGAUAAUAAUAUCUGUCAGCCAUCUACUGACAAUCAAAAUGUUUGCAUGAAUAUGCUUUUGUCACAACAUUCAAAUAUGAACAAUGCUUUCUCAAUACAACCUAUUGUAGAAUUAGAAUCCACAUGUGACUUUGUUAGUACUGAUCAGGAUAACAUGGCCCCAAGUAAAAGUAUCUUACUUAAUGUUAAUUUAGAAUCUCCAGGGCCAUUUUCUCAGGUAAUAUCACAAAACAUGAUCAGUCAGAAAACUUCCCAGUAUUUGAAGAAUCAAGAUUCUGAAAAAGACCUACAUUUCAAGAAAAACAGGAAGAAAAAAAAUCAACUAUUAAAUCUGCUUGAACUGGGAAAAAUUAAGCCAGGAGAUGACGUUUUAGAAUUCACACUACAGGAUUCCAAACAUAAAGCUAGCCUUCUUGGAAAUGGAAAAGUCCAAACUGGAAGCAAUUCAGUUUAUCAAAAUCCAGUUCAAUGGAUUAAGGCAAUAUUGGGAAAUGACAUUUGUGUAAGCUGGAAAUAUGUAUACAAUAAGGUCACAUACUGUGGAAGGCCAUUAUCAACAAUUGUUAAUGAAAUGCAUGUUCCUACGGAACAAGAAGUAUUGUUGCAACAAAAAAAUCUGCUUGAUUCUUCCUGUCAGGCUAAUUCCUCAAAAACACCCUGCUUUCUACAGUUCAACAAAAUAAUGUUAAUAACAGAUGAAGAAUUUCUGCCAUGGCAUGCAGGAGAGGAAUACUGGAACUUCUAUGUCAAAUGUGAAAAUUUUGGAUUUUAAAGUGCAACCUAAUAUAUAUUUUCUUUUCCAUGAAUAUCUGUAGUUUUGCAUAUGUCUAUUCCUUGGAUAAACAAAACACUAAAACUUUAAAUGAAGAUACGUGUGAACUCCAGCUUGUAAAGAGGUCAACAAGAUGAUGCAGAAUAUUUCAUAGUAGUCUUUCAACAGCUUGCUAUGAUGGAUGCUAAAAUAGCAGUACUGAAGUGAUUGAUUGUUGGCUUAAGCAAAGAAUAGCAUCAGAUAUCACAGAGGUUAAAAAAAAACCCUGUAGGAAGGAGUGAAGAUGUUUUGUGUUGAAAUUGUUGGAAGUAACUCUAAUUCAAAUGCCAAAAUUGUCAUGAAAUUAAAGAAAAUUACAUUUGGAUGAGGAGUAAGAUUAAACAGGGCUUAUUGCAUCCCACUUUUGACCCUGUUAUGCUGUAAUUAUGUUUUUCUUUUGUGACAAGAAACAGAAUGAAAAGAUUUAUUGACAGUUCAGCAUUAAUUCAUAUUCAAGUUUUAAAUGUACAAACACUUUAUUUUAUUGUUUACUUGAGUAAUUGUUCAUCCUGUUUUGUUUGUAAAACUCAGAACAUUUAAUAAAUCAGCAAUAUUUCAGCAA